GAAGUAACGAUAAUUGGUCUAUCAUAUACUAAAAAAGGAAAAGCGUGGUCUAUCAAUCACGAUGCUGAAACCGCAGAAGAAAUGAUGCGAUCAACUGAUAAGAUCGAAAAUUUUAAAGAUAACAAUGUCAUAGUAUUUCAGCAUCAGUGGAUGCUAAAAUAA
Molecule: messenger RNA, 162 nt
Organism: Racocetra persica
Lineage: Eukaryota; Fungi; Glomeromycota; Glomeromycetes; Diversisporales; Gigasporaceae
Source: the annotation of a GenBank genome assembly